Molecule: messenger RNA, 3053 nt
Organism: Rhizophagus irregularis DAOM 181602=DAOM 197198
Lineage: Eukaryota; Fungi; Glomeromycota; Glomeromycetes; Glomerales; Glomeraceae
Source: RefSeq, a predicted model, not a curated record
CUGUUACAACAAGACAUUACGCAGCUAUCUUGUAUAUCAAUGCUGCGCAACUAAAUUAAAAACCUAUUUUUGGUUAAGUUGCCUAAAUUAGCCCAUAGUUUUAGUUUGGGCGUAAAGAAUUCAUUGCAUGAAUCAAAUCUCUUAUACUACGCCGUUUAUUUGCGCAGUAAUGAAAAAAGUUUAUAAAUUAAUUCCUUCGAGAUAUUAUCAAAUUAUCAUUCUUUAAUUUUAAAUUAAUUCAUUUAUUUAUUUGAAAGUUUUUUUUUCCUAUCAUUUAUGAGUUCAUCACUAUCCUCAAGAUUUUUCGCUGCUCUACCUUUGAACGUAACAUUCGAUGAUGAUAUCAAAGAAUACAUUUCUAAUGUAUUAGCAGAUAUCGAAGGUGCUGAUUCGCUGCGUGAGGCUACCGAACAAUUCUUAAUUGAUGCCGGUAUAGAAAAAUCCGACUUAGAUUCUUUUUAUAACAAAUUUUCCUACGACUCUACGGAUUCAACCGAUACUACUUCGGAAAUUGGACCUGAAAAAUUACCGGAAGAAGUUGUUACUAAGUUAGACCAGUUAAAUUUAUCGACACCUACCUCUGAUACGCAUACUGCUUCCUCAAUUGGCAAGUCUGGAAAGAAAUCCGUCAAAACCACUGGAAAACAAUCCACAUCAACUAAAGCACAAAAAUCCGUUGUAGAUGAUUCGGAAAUCAUUGCAUACUCUCAACAAUCAAGAUUUCAUACUGAAACCUUAGAAACUUUAUCAAAAGAGGUUGAUUUAAAAGAUGUUAAUAUUACGGUCGGUAGUAAAGAAUUAUUAGUUGAUGCAAAAUUACAAUUAAAAACUGGUGUUCAUUAUGGUUUAGUUGGAAGAAACGGAACUGGAAAAUCAACACUUCUUAAAUGUAUCGGUAGUGGAGUACUUGUCGGAUUUCCUAGAAACAUUCGAGUUUUAUAUAUUGAACAAUUGGAAAAUGUAGAUGAAAAAGAAAAUGUUGCUCAAGUCGUUCUUAAAGCAGAUAAAGAACGAACUCUUUUAUUAAAUGAAAAACAAGCUCUCCAAACUGCGUCAGAAAGUGGAGAUUCGAAAAAGAUUGAAUCUGCUGUUAAACGUAUUAGAGCUGAAAGACUACAAAGAGAAUUAGAAGAAGCUCAAAAAAUUGCAACUCUACGAAGUGGUCGUAGAGGUGCUGAAGCAAGAAAAGAAUUGUUGGAUGCUGAAGCUAGAGUAGCUGAAGCUCAAAAAGCAUUGGAUGAUAAAGGUGAUAAAGAAAAUCAAACCGAAGAUUUUACUGCGGUGAUUUAUGAACUCUUAGAGGAAGUGUAUACAAAACUUGAACAAAUUAAUGCUGAUUCUGCUGAAGCAAGAGCUCAAGAAAUUUUAUCCGGUCUUGGAUUUUCUGAAAAGCAGCAAUAUUCUCCAAUGGCCUCGCUUUCUUCUCUUUCUGGUGGUUGGCGUAUGAGAGUAGCAUUAGCUCAAGCAUUAUUUUUACAACCAGAUAUUCUUUUAUUAGACGAACCUACCAAUCACUUGGAUUUACCGGCUAUUCUUUGGCUUCAAUCGUAUUUGAAUACUCUCAUUGACACUACCAUGGUCAUUGUUUCUCAUGAUCGUCGAUUCCUCAAUAAAACAGUCACCGAGAUAAUUCGUUUCAAAGAUGCCAAAUUAACUUAUCAUACUGGUAAUUACGAUGAAUUUGAGAAAAAUUUGGAGGAUGAACGAUUAAAAAAAGAAAGAAUGGCUGAAGCUCAAGAGAAACAAAAAAAGCAUAUAGAAUCUAGUAUUCAAAAGGCUCAAAAAAAAGCUAAAGAAAGUGGAGACGAUAAGCUUUUAGGAAUGGUUGCGAGUCGUAAGAAGAAACUCGAACGUUUCGGAAUGAAUAAAAGUGAGGAUGGAUUUCGAUUCAAAUUAAACAAGCAUAGAGUAGGAUAUUUUAAUGCAGCUCGUGAUGAAAUUGUAGUUGAAAAAGCGGAAACCUUAGUUAAUUGGAAUAUUCCAUCACCCGAACCAUUACGUCAUCACGGUGCUUUGUUACAAAUAGAAAAUGUUUCAUUCACUUAUCCUAAUAGCACCAAACCUGUCCUUAAAAAUGUGACACUUAACGUUGAAGAAGGCGCAAGAAUUGGUUUUGUUGGUGCAAAUGGUGAAGGUAAAUCCACUUUAAUGGGGUUACUUGCAGGCGAUUUAGAACCUACAAAAGGUACCGUAACAAGACAUCCUAGAAUGAAAAUUGGACACUUUGUUCAGCAUAACGUUGAUGCAUUAGAUUUGGACGUUUCAGCUGUUGCGUAUAUGAAAAAAAUAUAUCCUGAAAUUGAUGAACAUAAAGCAAGAUCUUAUUUGGGAGGAUUUGGAAUUUCCGGUGAUUUAUCAGUUCAAAAAAUGUCUUAUUUAUCUGGGGGACAAAAAUCUAGAGUUGCAUUCGCAUUACAAGUUUAUCAUGCACCACAUAUUUUAAUGCUUGAUGAAAUUACAAGUCAUUUGGAUAUGAUUACAAUUAAAACACUUGUAGAAGUUUUAAAUAAAUUUGAAGGGGCUGUUAUUAUUGUUAGUCAUGAUAGAUGGUUUGUUGAUAAUGUUACUAAAAAAGUUUAUGCCGUAAGGAGAGGAAGAGUUGAAGAGUUAAUAGAAAAUGGCGUGCAACAAUAUGUUAACGAUGUUGCAAGAGAAAUUGGAGUUGAUGCUGAAGAAUUGGAUGACUAAAAAUAAUAUGUUAAAAUUUUUGUUAGAAUUUUAUAAAUUAAGAUUAUUUAAAUUAAAAAUUAAAAUUAUGAUUUUAUGUAACAUUAAAUUAAAAUUAAUUGCUUCCUACUUUUUUUCUUUUCUUUUUUUAUUUUAAGAAACUAACAUAAACUAACUAUUGAACUAUUAUUGAUUUAAGAUAGUCAAAAAAUUAUGAAUUAUGUUAAUAAAAUAUGGUCUUAAAAAUAAGGUUUUAAAAUUUAUCGUGAAGUGCAUGCGCUGCGUAUUCUAAAAAUAAGUGGUAAAAAAGGAUCUCAUUAUCAUAAUAUCACCGUCAGACAACUUCACCAACAAUCACCUGAUCAUUGUUAUUUCAUCGUCCCCAA